Molecule: messenger RNA, 2771 nt
Organism: Aplysia californica (California sea hare)
Lineage: Eukaryota; Metazoa; Mollusca; Gastropoda; Aplysiida; Aplysiidae
Exons: 7
Coding region: 593-1276 (227 amino acids)
Cellular component (GO): sarcoglycan complex
Source: RefSeq, a predicted model, not a curated record
CAAGAAAUAGGUCAAACAAACGAACUGUCUGGGCUGGGUUCAUUCAACACAGAGGCUAACUUGUUCUAUUUUUAGUGUCGGUGCCAGUUUUCCAGGGAGUGAGGCCUUUGGUGAGGCUGCUCCUGUAAGCCUACUCUGUAGGCUACCCCAAUGAUACGGUCUCUGGGCUACCCCAGCGAGUCUAGAGCGCUGUACAGGCUUACCUGACCGCUGAUGUCUGUGGCGGCGGUGUGCCGUGUGAGUGAGUCUGGGGUCCGGAAGUGUGUUCUACGUGAAGAGAGGAAAGAUAAAACCGAGGGCCUUCAGUAGAAGACACAGGAUAAUAUUUAGAUUCUAUAUUCACUAAUAAUCGUAAUUCACAUGAGUAUGAAUGAACUAGUGUAAAUUGCUUCAAUUGGAAAUCAAGAUAGAGAUUGGGCGCCCAGAGCAGACUAAUUUCUUGUAGAAGGUUCAGCAUUUAAAAGUCUAGCCGCUAAGCAAUACACACGUUAUAUAUCCCGGUUGUUUUCUGGAUUUGUAGUGCAAGUACUGUCCUGUGGAAUAUUGCCUCGGUCAGGUAUGCCUCUCUGAGUAUAUUUUGAAAAUACUGAGCAUGACUUCUCGAUCUGAAGCCAUCAAAUUGUACCGGCCUCCCAAUGAGUGUGGUGAGGAGCGCUGCGGCACAGAGCUUUGGGAGUUUGUGUACUGUGUGGCCAUACCAGGUGCUGUGCUCCUGUUGAUUCUGAUAAUCCUCUCUCGGAUCAUGUGCUGCAGCAAAUCAUGUGCCUGUGGGAAGUAUUCCUCAUUUUCAGGAGAUGCAAAUGACAUCCAAAUGGAUACCUAUAACUCUAUCCGGCGUGCAUCAGCCACUGUUCGACAAAUGUCACACAACCGAGAAACAGCACUGUUAGGCAGCCGGGCAGGUUCUGUGACCUUGGACAGGUCAUAUCGACGUCAACCACGAACAAGAGAUUCUUGCCAUUCUGCACCUGGCACUUUGCAAAGACAGCACCGGAGAGGACACGCUGAGAGAGACAACUCUGCAGAACCCCCAGCCUAUUCUUCAACUACUGAGGAUGAAAAUGGAAUGUGGCGCAGGUCACGUCAGAAUAGAUACUCAGACCAGCCUGCACCACCACCACCUCCCCCUUACAGCACACUCCCAGAUGAUGUAUUUCUUGGGCCAGACUUCCUUGGAUCAGAAGACAGAACCCAAGCUUCUGCUAGAUAUGAUGAAAGCCCUGAACACAAUGGCAGUGGGGCCCAACCUUUACUUCCUCAACAUUACAUGAGAUAGUGAAAGAAAGGCCUUUGCAGAAUCAAUUUCACAAUGAUGCUUUGAUACAAUACAUCUUUGUACCUUGUCUGGCUAUAUUAGUAAUGUUACAUUAUAAAUAGACAGAUCAAUUAAGAGCACAAUGUAUUGUCUUAGUGUCUGAUGUAUGUGGUUGCUAACUACUAGUAAGGUAUUAAAUAAGUGGAGGUGGGAGGGGGUUAUUGCUAACACACCAUUCUUUCUCCUUCAUUAUUGUUACCUUUUUUUCAUACAUUGUUCAACAGCUUUGGUAACAUUGUUAUUCUCUGCUGUUAUUUGACUCGCAAACAAAUGAAAAUUCAGCUUUAUUCUGGACACAUUCAGGACUAUCAGGCAACAGUCAUGUGUUUCUUGUUGUAAAAAUUUUCACCGUUACUGUUUCCAUGCUGUCAGAGCUUUUGAGAGCGAUUUUUAAUCUUAAAUAUGUGUCAAAUCUCAAUGUAUAAUCACUACUGUACUUGUCCAUACUUAGGAAGAUAAUUAUGUGGUCUUUUCCACUGCACCUCAUUUAAAAAUCUCUCAAUAGGAGUUUGGGACAAAGUAUUUGAUUAAAUAUUAUCAUGCUGAGCACAGCACAUUCUUUGAUUAUUCCUUGAUAAUAAAAGAGAGGUAGGUUUUGUUGACUGUAGGCCUAUGGUUUGUUUGUUCCCAUUUCUUGCAUUAAAGAUUUUCCAGUGUCUUCUUUGAGCCAAAACAUUUCAAGACAUUCAUAUUUUCAAUUUCCAAGCCAUUUCGCACAUUACCUCAUGGCCGUGUGUGAACAUUGUGCUUGAAUAUUUUGUUUUUAGUUUUGUCUUGUUCUUUUAAAAGGAUAAAAACGUCAGGGUUGAUUAUGUAGAAGAAAGAUUUUUUCUUAUUGACGAGUUUGAAAUGUCCUUAUUUUACUCCCAGUACACAUGGAUGAAAGUUUCAUCAAAUCACAAUUUACUAUUGGUUUGAUAAUUUUGAGAACAGCCAGAUUUUCCUUUGCUUAGGUGCAAAAGCUACAUUUUUGGCUCAGUCUAAUUAAAUCCUUCAAUGUCAAUUUAUGAGUUUUAUUUUCUAGGUCAUGAUCGGGUCCAUUUGAAUCAUAGCCAACGACUGCUCGAUCAGAAGGUUACCAGUACCAGUAUGUGUGGCAUGACAUUGAGUAGUCAGAUAUUUUGUCAGUUCCUGUAAUGCAGCCCUGAUGAUUUCCCUGGUCAAACUGAUAACAUAAAGCAAAGAUCUUUUUGUAUCCUUUUAUUGCAUUUACUGGCCAACUGCAUUUCCUAACAGGCUCCGACCUCAUCAUGCAGAUUAGAUCCAUUUAGCCAAUGGACAUCUGUUCUUGUCUAAUCUUGUACAAAUCAAAUGGAAUAGCCAAGGUAGGGAUAGGGAUGAUGGCUGAAUACCUGAUGUUUUCAGAAAUUCCUUUAUGCAUUUUUUUAUUUAUUAUUUUUAUGAAUGAGUUACAACUGCUUUAUUUUAGAGAUCAAAUAAAACAUUGUUCCGAAUG